This is a messenger RNA of Oenanthe melanoleuca, 1529 nucleotides long. It is a transcript of the gene MATN3, whose product is annotated as matrilin 3. The coding region runs from base 1 to 1443 and encodes 480 amino acids. The record is from RefSeq and is a predicted model, not a curated record. Lineage: Eukaryota; Metazoa; Chordata; Aves; Passeriformes; Muscicapidae. The transcript has 8 exons. Gene Ontology annotation, molecular function: calcium ion binding.
AUGGGCCGGGCUCUCGGCAUCCUGAGCUGCGGCACCGUGGGCCGGGCUCUCGGCAUCCUGAGCUGCGGCACCGUGGGCCGGGCUCUCGGCAUCCUGAGCUGCUGCCUGGCGCUGGCGCUGGCGAUGCCGCAGCUGCCCGCGGCCCCGCGGGGCCCCGCCGCAGCUCCUGUCCCGUGUAGACUGAAGCACUUUCCUUCCUUCUUGGCAGACACUGCCUGUAAGAACCGGCCCCUGGACCUCGUCUUCAUCGUAGACAGCUCCCGCAGCGUCCGGCCUGAAGAGUUUGAGAAAGUGAAAACGUUCUUGUCAGAAAUGAUCGACACCCUGGAUGUGGGCGAGAGAAGGACGCGAGUGGCGGUCAUGAACUACGCGAGCGCUGUCCGGGUGGAGUUUCCGCUGCGCACCUACUUCGACAAAGCCUCGAUGAAGGAGGCUGUGUCUCGCAUCCAGCCCUUGUCUGCUGGCACCAUGACCGGCCUCGCCAUCCAAGCUGCCGUGGAUGAAGUCUUCACUGAGGAGAUGGGCGCCCGGCCGGCCAGCGCCAGCAUCCCCAGGGUGGCGGUCGUGGUGACAGACGGGCGGCCGCAGGACGGGGUGCGGGGCGCGGCGGCGAGCGCCCGCAGAGCCGGCAUCGAGAUCUUGGCGGUGGGGGUGGGCCGGGCUGACAUGCAGUCCCUCAGGGCAAUGGCCAGCGAGCCCCUGGAUGAACACGUCUUCUAUGUGGAGACCUACGGGGUGAUCGAAAAGCUGACCUCCAGAUUCAGGGAGACUUUCUGCGCUGUGAACGUGUGUGCCCUGGGGACCCACGGCUGCCAGCAGCUCUGUGUGACUAACAGGGCAUCCUACCUCUGUGACUGCUAUGAAGGAUACACCCUGAAUCCAGACAAGAGAACCUGCUCAGCUGUGGACAUGUGUGCACCUGGGAGGCAUGAGUGUGAGCAGAUCUGUGUGAGUGACAAUGGAUCCUAUGUCUGUGACUGCCAUGAGGGCUACACCUUGAAUCCAGACAAAAAGACUUGCUCAGCCAUGUACAUGUGUGCACCUGGAAGGCAUGACUGUGCCCAAGUCUGUCUGAGUAAUGAUGGAUCCUACAGCUGUGCCUGCUAUGAAGGAUACACUCUGAAUCCAGACAAGAAGACUUGCUCAGAUUCUGCUCUGAAAUGCCUCCUUCAACUGCUCAGCUGUGAGCAGGUGUGUGUGAGGGAUGACCUGCUCUACUCCUGUGCCUGCCACCAAGGCUACAGCCUCAACCCAGAUGGGAAAAUGUGCUCAAGGAAGAGAGCCAUAACAAGCAGUCUUGUAACAGCUGAAGAGUCCUGUAAGUGUGAAGCCAUAGUUGCCCUCCAGGACUCAGUGACCUCCCGCCUUGAAGCUCUGUCCACAAAAUUAGAUGAAGUGUCUGAGAAGCUGCAGGCAUAUCAAGACAAACAGCAGAUUGUCUGAGCUAUCAUUUUGCUUGAUUUUAAAAUAGAUUUUCAGAUUCAAGCCUUUUUAUUGUUUUCAGGAAGCUUUAUUUCACUGCACAGCCU